Oppia nitens is the source of this 1011-nucleotide messenger RNA. RefSeq lists its product as uncharacterized. Gene Ontology annotation, molecular function: neuropeptide receptor activity. The transcript has 8 exons. Gene Ontology annotation, cellular component: membrane. Gene Ontology annotation, biological process: neuropeptide signaling pathway. The record is from RefSeq and is a predicted model, not a curated record. Bases 1 to 1011 code for a protein of 336 amino acids. Lineage: Eukaryota; Metazoa; Arthropoda; Arachnida; Sarcoptiformes; Oppiidae.
AUGGACAGUGAUCUGAUUGAUAGUAAUACUACUAGUAGUACUACUACUGGUACUACCGGUGCUGUUGGCAAUCGUAUGCUAUUAGUUGAUACCGAUUCCCGUAACAAUGUUAUACGUGUUAACAAAUUGAAAUUGGGUGUUACCCGACACACGUGUAGUCAAGUUAUUGGUCGCAAACGUAUUAUACAUAUGCUAUGCGUAUUGGUUGUCGAGUUUUUCCUGUGCUGGACACCCGUAUACGUCCUAAACGUAUGGGCCAUCUAUAAACCAAAACAGAUAUAUUCACUAUUGGGACCGACAAGCAUAUCAUAUAUACAUUUGCUAUCCUACCUGAGCUCGUGUACCAAUCCUAUUACCUAUUGUUUUAUGCAUAAAAAGUUUCGUAAAGCAUUGAUGGCAAUGAUCCGAAAUCAUGGUUCAUCAACGCACCGUAGUAGUAAUAGUAGUAAUACUACUCCACCUAAACCACCAAUAGUUAAGGAACCGACACUUAGCCAACAAUGGGAUCAACUAUCAGGUAGAAGAUCCAGCUAUAAGCUACCGGUGCUCAGCUAUCGGCACCAAUCAAAUGCAUUGCGUAUACUAUCAUCGGUGUCGGCAUUUAUCAAACUAUUUGAAUCGUUGUUUUGGCUAUCAUUGCUUCUGGAGGCCACACAUAAUGAGGAUGACCAGUCGACACAUACGCUGACCGUUAUAUUGGCCACUGCUUUCAUCAUAUCACUGACCACUGGUGUAUUGGCAACAUUUGGUCCCUGUUUUCACGGACUCAUCCAAUAUAAGACACUAAUGAUGGCAACUGUAUGCGCCUUCCUAUGGGAUUCAGUAGUACUUAUACUAUGUUUUAUAUUAGAUUAUUAUAAACACUCACAAAAUAAAGACAAUCAAACUGAGACAGCAUUUAAUGCAACAAUUGGUGUGAUAACAUCAGUAUCGAUAUUAACAAUAAACUGGAAACUUGUAGCUAAUAAAUGGUAUCAACAAAACUGGUGUCGACAACAACAACAUAUAUAA